Vicugna pacos (alpaca) is the source of this 2606-nucleotide messenger RNA. Lineage: Eukaryota; Metazoa; Chordata; Mammalia; Artiodactyla; Camelidae. The record is from RefSeq and is a predicted model, not a curated record.
AUGGAAAAAAAGCCAGUGAACCCAAAGAAGUUGUGGGAGAAAAAAAAAGACUCAAAGCCCGCGGCUGCCCCGCGUCCUUCUGGAGGAGGAGUUGGUGGUGGUGGAAAACGGGGUGGCAGGAAGGAUGACUCCCACUGGUGGUCCCGGUUCCAGAAGGGCGAUGUUCCGUGGGACGACAAGGAGUUCAGGAUGUACUUUGUCUGGACUGCGCUGUUCUGGGGCGGAGUCAUGUUUUACUUCCUGUUCAGGACCUCGGGGCGGGAGAUCACGUGGAAGGACUUUGUCAAUAACUACCUCUCCAAAGGAGUGGUAGACAGACUGGAAGUCGUCAACAAGCGUUUUGUUCGAGUGACUUUUACACCAGGAAAAACUCCCGUUGAUGGGCAGUACGUCUGGUUCAACAUUGGCAGCGUGGACACCUUUGAGCGGAAUCUGGAGACUUUACAGCAGGAGCUGGGCAUAGAAGGGGAGAACCGGGUCCCCGUGGUCUACAUCGCCGAAAGUGACGGCUCCUUCCUGCUGAGCAUGCUGCCCACCGCGCUCAUCAUCGCCUUCCUGCUCUACACCAUCCGGAGGGGGCCGGCCGGCAUCGGCCGCUCGGGCCGCGGCAUGGGCGGCCUCUUCAGUGUCGGGGAGACCACCGCCAAGGUGCUGAGGGACGAGAUAGACGUGAAGUUCAAAGACGUGGCGGGCUGUGAGGAGGCCAAGCUGGAGAUCAUGGAGUUCGUGAAUUUCCUGAAAAACCCAAAGCAGUACCAAGACCUGGGUGCAAAGAUCCCAAAGGGUGCCAUUCUCACUGGUCCUCCAGGCACUGGGAAAACACUGCUGGCCAAGGCCACAGCCGGGGAAGCCAACGUCCCUUUCAUCACCGUCAGUGGCUCUGAGUUCUUGGAGAUGUUUGUCGGUGUGGGUCCAGCUCGAGUCCGCGACCUCUUUGCCCUCGCUCGGAAGAACGCUCCUUGCAUCCUCUUCAUCGAUGAGAUAGAUGCCGUGGGGAGGAAGAGAGGAAGGGGCAACUUCGGGGGACAGAGCGAGCAGGAGAACACCCUCAACCAGCUGCUGGUGGAGAUGGACGGCUUUAACACGACCACAAACGUGGUCAUUUUGGCGGGCACCAACCGGCCAGACAUCCUGGACCCCGCGCUGAUGCGGCCGGGCCGCUUCGACCGGCAGAUCUUCAUUGGACCACCGGACAUAAAAGGAAGAGCCUCUAUUUUCAAAGUUCACCUCCGACCCCUGAAGCUGGACAGCGCCCUGGAAAAGGAGAAGCUGGCGAGGAAGCUCGCAUCCCUGACUCCAGGGUUUUCAGGAGCCGACGUUGCAAAUGUCUGCAAUGAGGCUGCUCUGAUCGCUGCGAGGCACCUCUCGGAUGCCAUAAACCAGAAACACUUCGAGCAGGCGAUUGAGCGGGUGAUUGGUGGCUUAGAGAAGAAAACCCAGGUCCUGCAGCCCGAGGAAAAGAAGACGGUGGCGUACCACGAGGCCGGCCACGCGGUUGCCGGCUGGUACCUGGAGCACGCCGACCCGCUCCUGAAGGUGUCCAUCAUCCCGCGGGGCAAGGGGCUGGGCUACGCGCAGUACCUGCCCCGGGAGCAGUACCUGUACACCCGGGAGCAGCUCCUGGACAGGAUGUGCAUGACGCUGGGUGGCCGCGUGGCCGAGGAGCUCUUCUUCGGCAGGAUCACCACUGGCGCCCAGGACGACCUGCGCAAAGUAACUCAGAGCGCCUACGCCCAGAUCGUGCAGUUCGGCAUGAACGAGAAGGUCGGGCAGAUCUCCUUCGACCUGCCGCGCCAGGGGGACAUGGUCCUGGAGAAGCCCUACAGCGAGGCUACCGCGAGGCUGAUCGAUGAUGAGGUGCGGCUGCUCAUCAGCGACGCCCACAAGAGGACGGUCGCCCUCCUGACGGAGAAGAAGGCGGACGUGGAGAAGGUCGCUCUCCUGUUACUAGAAAAAGAAGUGCUGGACAAGAAUGACAUGGUUGAACUUCUGGGCCCCAGGCCAUUCGCAGAGAAGUCUACCUACGAAGAAUUUGUGGAAGGCACAGGCAGCCUGGACGAGGACACCUCGCUCCCAGAGGGCCUGAAGGAGUGGAACAAAGAGCGGGAAGGGGCCCGCGAGGAGCCCGCGGGUGAGAAGGCCGCCAACCAGAGCUGAGGGGGGCGUUGUGGCGCGUCUUGUGUCGCAGCCUCGGUGUGCACACGAUGUCAGCGCCGGCUCGCAGGAGGCCCUGCGACGUCGUGUCAGCCGGCUGCAGCCCAGGUGACAGGGAAGUUGGGGGCGGGGGACGUGCCCCGCCUCGGGCCCUCGGGCAGCGGCUGGGUUAGCGGGUCCCGUGCCCCUGUUGGGGCCGGAUUCGGGGGGCCUUAUUCUCACCUCACCCCUCUUCACUCCUUCAGGGUCUCCCUCUGUGAUGGCUGUGAAAUUAAACUGGAGUCCUGAUAGAGUAUUUUCAUUUGAUUUAAUAUUUUAGAGAUUGAGUCCAGAUCACAUGUUGCUCUUUUGCGAUAGAAUGUUUUUCUACGGAGAGUGUAACAUAUUUAAAAAAAUGAAUGUAUUAUGUAAAUACAGCUUCUUUAUGUCAAAAAUAAAGUACAAACACUGCA